This is a messenger RNA of Sceloporus undulatus (fence lizard), 1822 nucleotides long. RefSeq names its product sorting nexin 17 (gene SNX17). Gene Ontology annotation, molecular function: phosphatidylinositol binding. Lineage: Eukaryota; Metazoa; Chordata; Lepidosauria; Squamata; Phrynosomatidae. The record is from RefSeq and is a predicted model, not a curated record. Gene Ontology annotation, cellular component: early endosome. Gene Ontology annotation, biological process: intracellular protein transport; signal transduction.
GAGGAGGAGAGGGACGGGAGCGGAAGCGGCGGCGGAGGGUAUCAUCAUGCACUUCUCCAUCCCGGAGACCGAGACCCGCGCCGGGGACGGAGGGAGCGGCGGCGGCGGCGGCGGCGGUUCCUCCUCUGGCGCCUACGUGGCCUACAGCAUCCACGUCAACGGGGUCCUCCACUGCCAGGUGCGCUACAGCCAGCUGCUGGGGCUCCACGAACAGCUGAGGAAGGAGUUUGGGGCCAGCGCGGUCCCCCCGUUCCCCCCGAAGAAGAUCUUUGCCCUCACUGCCGCGGAAGUGGAGCAGCGGAGGGAGCAGCUGGAGAAGUACAUGCAGGCGGUGCGCCAGGACCCCCUCCUGGGAUCCAGCGAGAUCUUCAACAGCUUCCUGCGCAAAGCCCAGCAGGAGACCCAGCAGAUCCCAACAGAAGAGGUCUGGCUGGAGGUGAUCCUCUCCAACGGGCAGAAAGUGAAGGUCAACAUUCUCACCUCUGACCAGACCGAGGAUGUCCUGGAGGCCGUGGCCACCAAGCUGGACCUGCCAGAGGACCUGAUAGGCUACUUCCACCUCUUCCUGGUGCGAGAGGCAACGGAUGGGGCCUUUUCCUUCGUCCGGAAGCUGCAAGAGUUUGAGUUGCCUUAUGUGUCAGUCACCAGCCUUCGCAACCCCGAGUACAAGAUCCUUCUGCGCAAGAGCUACUGGGACUCGGCCUACGAUGACGACGUGAUGGAGCAGCGUGUAGGGCUCAAUUUGCUGUAUGCCCAGACGGUGGCAGACAUCGAGCGGGGCUGGAUUCUGGCCAGCAAGGAGCAGCACCGGCAGCUGAGGUCCCUCCAGGAGAAAGUCUCCAAGAAGGAGUUCAUCCGCUUGGCGCAGACCCUCAAGUACUACGGCUACCUGAAGUUCGAUCCCUGUAUCACAGACUUCCCUGAGAAGGGCUGCCACGUGAUUGUUGGGGCUGGGAACAGCGAGCUCAACUUCCAGGUCAAGCUGCCCAAUGACCAGAUCAAGGAGGGGAGUUUCAAAGUGACACGGAUGCGCUGUUGGCGGGUCACCUCCUCAGUCCCUGUGCACAAUGGGACGUCGGCGCAAGGACCCCCUGCUGGAGGCAAGCCAGAGGUCAAGCUGGAACUGGCCUUUGAGUACUUGAUGAGCAAGGAUCGCUUGCAAUGGGUCACCAUCACCAGCCCGCAGGCCAUCAUGCUGAGCAUCUGCCUGCAGUCCAUGGUGGAUGAACUGAUGGUGAAGAAGUCUGGGGGCAGCAUUCGCAAGGUGUUCCGCAGGCGGGCCAAUGGCGCCACACAGCAGCGCCCCAACAGCCAGCAAACAGCAAAGUCUCCUCUCUUGGAUUCUCCAGAUGCCAGCCGGGAAGCCAUGGCAAAGGUCUCGAACAAACUGGGCUCUGUCAGCCUGCGAGCCAUCACCCAUUCCAGCUCUUCUGCCGACAUUGGGGCCAACGAUUUCCAUGGCAACUACGCCUUCGAGGGCAUUGGUGAUGAGGACCUGUGAGGGCCCUGCUCUGUCGCUUCUCCUCUGUGGAAUGUACAACCUGCUCCUAGGUUGAUGAUCUCCAUGUGCCUCAACCCCAGCUGGCUCUUAAAAGCCCCCUGCCCCAGAAAAGGCAGCCAGCUGGGGGCUUCAGCUCCAUACAUGCCAAAUUAGGGUAGAGUGGACACUGGCGCGCUCCCCAUAGACUCCUCCAGCAUAACCGCUAGGCUUGUAAUCUUGUUUAUCUCCCUGCUGUUUACAGGUAAACAUUAACAAUGUUUGUGACAAUAAUUAAAAAGAUCAUGAUUGGGAACAGGCGUCAUGGUCCUGCCUCCCCCCCAA